Phytophthora nicotianae INRA-310 is the source of this 728-nucleotide messenger RNA. RefSeq lists its product as hypothetical. The transcript has a single exon. The record is from RefSeq and is a predicted model, not a curated record. Bases 153 to 560 code for a protein of 135 amino acids. NCBI's taxonomy places the organism in Eukaryota, Oomycota, Peronosporomycetes, Peronosporales, Peronosporaceae.
CGAUUAGGCAAUGCACAUGUAACACUGAAGCCGUGCAUCGUGCCGAGGCCGCGAUUUAGGGAUGUCUGGCACAGUUUCUUGUUGCAGGCCAUUCGGAAUUAUUCUCAUCACCCAACAAGUACAAGGGGAAGGUUGCUGUUCACUACUUCACCAUGCGCUUGGUCGUUAUCGUGUUAGCCAUAGUAGCCACUACUAUUGCAAGCGGAAAUGCCCUCCCUUCGGUCCAGGGCAAGGUCCAUGCUGCUGGACUACCCGAAUCAACCAACAGGCUUCGCACCGUAGAAGACAACAAUUCGAAGAAUUCCGACAGGGGUAAUUCUGUCAACGAUCGCAAUAUCGAAGGGGAAAGCGGGAACUCGCUCGGGGAUGACGGCUUAACCGAAGAAGAACGAGGCCUUGUUUCCUGGUAUUUCCUGUUGGGGCCGUUGUCCAAGUCUCGCAGCAAAGUCGAAGCGGCCGAAAGGCUUCCAAGACAUCGUAUAAUACGUCCAAUUCUCUCGAAGAUAAAGAGUAGCAACGAGAAGUUGGCCAAUGCCAACAAGGCCAUAAACAAAUCUUAAGGUCAAGCACACUGGACAGGUUUACAAACGUAAGACAUAUAACUCGAAAGUGGGCACUAGUAAGGACUGCUAACGAGAAAACAAAAAUCUUACAGAAGCCAUUGCAACACCGUACCGAAGCUAAGAUUAGCAAAUUGCUGUCUUUUGAAUACAACAACUUACCUGUGG